Messenger RNA from Triticum aestivum (bread wheat), 1645 nucleotides. RefSeq lists its product as uncharacterized. The record is from RefSeq and is a predicted model, not a curated record. The coding region runs from base 68 to 838 and encodes 256 amino acids. Gene Ontology annotation, molecular function: protein binding. NCBI's taxonomy places the organism in Eukaryota, Viridiplantae, Streptophyta, Magnoliopsida, Poales, Poaceae. The transcript has 3 exons.
AAAAAACGUCGGCUCUUCAGUCUUCACUCUCCAUCGACCAGCCUGUAUCCCCAUUCUAUCCAAAUCCAUGGAAACCUCCACGCAGAAUGUAAGGAGCGGCGGAGUAAUGGAGGGCGAGGCGCAGCCGCCGCCGGCGUGCGUGUCCAAGGUGCUCGACGAGGACAACCUCCUCCGAGAGAUCAUCGUCCGUGUCGGCUUCCCCACCAGCCUCGUCCGCGCCGCCGGCGUCUGCACGCGCUGGCUCAGCCACGCCUCCGACCGCGCGCUCCUCCGCCGUUUCCGCGAGCUCCACCCGCCCAGGCUCCUCGGCUUCUACCUCGCGAACAGGGAGCGUCCGGGCGGGGCGCGCUUCCUCCCGGUGCUGCCUCUGCCCCCGGAUCUCGCCGCCGUCGUCCGCCGCGCAAGCUUCAGCCUUGACACCCACGACGGCGCGCGCCGCUCCGCAAGCUUCAGCCCCGGCACCCACUCGGACGGGCGGACCGACGUGGUGGGCUGCUGGAACGGCCGCGUCAUCACCAGCUCGCAGGGGCAGAAUUACGCCCACGGCCGAUCCGAAAUUAUAUUUCAAGUGCACACCCCGCUAUGCUCUGGCUCUGAGAAAGGUAUCAUGAAGAUUCUAAGGUGCAUGUGUAUAUGCUGCAAAAUGGUGAUGAUGCCUGGCGCAAGCAUCUUACCUUGGCCUCGGACCUCCUCCUGUAUCCACGCAAAAGCCCCAAAGGCGUGCUCGUUCACAACAAAUUCUAUCUGCCGACCGACAAUGAAAUUGUUGUCCUGGAUUUGGUGUCCUCAAGCUUAUCGACAAUUCAGCUCCCACAAGGGGUGGGUUUUAGUCCAAUAGGCACCACCAUGUUGUCACGGGCUGAUGAUGCUUCUGGUGUGUAUCUCAUCCAUAUCAAGGACCUUCAACUUAGCAUCUGGCUCCACAAUGGGGACAACUGGUUGCUGGUGGACACCAUUUGCUUGUGUGAAAUAUCUGAUAAUUUGCUUGACGAUGAGCCUACUGACGAUAUCCUGAUAAACCAUGUGGGGGACUAUAAUGAGUUUUUAUUCUUGGAGCUGGGUCGAUGCGCACUCUACUUGGAUGUCAAACGCAGGACGCUGCGUAAAGUGUAUGAGAUGACAGCAGAGGAGCAACAAUUGGGUGAUAUCUAUCCUCUUAUGAUGAGCUGGCUUCCCAAUUUCCCUGCACUCAUGGAUAGUCCUGCAAGGAAUGCAGCGUGAAGAACAAGGAUAUAAGGAUGCUUUUGGACGGCCUGUGACAAGUUCGCCAUCAACGAAGAGCACAGUGCUGCACUUCCACUGCAGCAGUUCUAACUGUGUUCAUUUUAUCGCCAUCAAUGAAGAGCACAGUGCUGCAUUUCCUCGUAGCUGUUCCUACUGUGUUCAUUACCUGCAUCGCCUGGUCUGUUUGUGUUGUUGGUGUCUUCUGUGGUUCCACUGCUUGCUGCUCGUGGCAUUUGGGGAGGUGUCUUCUUUUGUUUGUUGAGCAGCUGUUCCAGUACUGUACUUGUGUUGCAGCCUUGUGUGGUUAUGCUGGUUGCAACUUAUGCCAUCUGCAGAAAUUGUGUAGUUCUACUGCUGUAAAAAUCUUUUGGGAAAGUGUCAGUCUUCUUUUGUACGAGUAGUAUGUUUGAUCAGCUGAGCA